This is a messenger RNA of Caenorhabditis remanei, 1446 nucleotides long. RefSeq lists its product as uncharacterized. The record is from RefSeq and is a predicted model, not a curated record. The transcript has 9 exons. NCBI's taxonomy places the organism in Eukaryota, Metazoa, Nematoda, Chromadorea, Rhabditida, Rhabditidae. The coding region runs from base 1 to 1446 and encodes 481 amino acids.
AUGUUAAUUAUUUCCCUGUUAUUACUGGUAGUAAGUAUAUUUGCGGAUGAUCCUUAUAAUUGCACCAGAACUCAAACAAUCAACCCACCUGCUAACAUUAGCACCCCCGUGAUCUACCCAGCAACAUGGAAUCCUUCGAAAGGUGCACCUCAAUAUGCAUCCGGCCAGAGUUGCUCAUGGAUUGUGAACGUCCCAAAAGGAAUGUAUGCAUUACUUCAAAUAAAGGCAACUACUAACGAAUCAACAACUCUUCAAGUCAACGAUUCGACAGGCUAUGUGACAAUCAUUCAGUUAGCCGACAUGGAGCCAUUCUUCCUCAUGGAUCCAUCUUUUAGAAUUGAUCUACAUGCCAAUAAAAUUGGAACUUUCGGCAUGAGAAUUCGUUGGAGUAUUGUCCAAAACGCGUCCUCAACAGCAUGGCGUACUCGUCAACGCUCCUCCCCACAGACCAUGUUUGGCUCGGAUUUUGAUAAUGUUACGACAAUUGAAGCAGAUACUCGAGUGAAUCUUUUGACACUGUCUCCGACACGAUUCUCGGGGGAUUCUAGUCGAUUAUUACGGAAUACUCAAGUUUAUGAUGGUAACUCGAUUGAGGCGAAACAUAUUGGAAAUUUGUACCAAAUACAUAAAAAUGGAGCGAGAUUUGUGUCAACUGGUAAAUAUCUAACACUCCGGUCGUUGCUCCCAGGUUACUAUGCAGUUGGAAACGGUGUUAUUGUGCAAGAUUAUGAGGACGUGAAACCCUUUCAUUCCUACAAAGCAAUCAACUGUAUUAUGGAGGCCCCCUGUAACGUUCUUCUGGAUGCAACCAAUGGUACAGCUGCAGCUAUUAGAUACAGUGACGAAGUGAUCUACAUGAGAAAUAUUAAAAUGACAGAGACGAACAAGAUAUCUGUAUACACUGACUUUGUGACAGAUGCUCAUAAAUUGACGGAUUAUUUAUCAACCAACAUAAACACAACAAUCCCUCAAAAGUUAAACGGACAAUACACAACGUUCGUUUUGGACAAGGACCAUGCUAUCGUAUCUCUGACUUCGGACGGUACGAACUGGACAUCCGGAUUCGGCGGUCGCCGUGGGUUCAUGACGUCACCAAAUUACGCGAUAAACAGCAACAAUCAAAAUUUUGAAGAUAAGAUAUAUUCUACGUCGUCAAAAUCGUCGAAAAUCAGUUUCUACAUUGAUAAAGCGUCGAUUCCGUACGGUGUAACUACUAUAUCGAUUUUACGUGACCGAAAUACUGUAUUCAAUGCCACGUAUUCACUCGAGAAUCUUCCCGAAGAUUCAACGAUUUCGGCUAUCGGGGACACGUUAUCGGUUCAGUAUCAAUUAAAUCCUACGGUUUAUUCAAAAGGAAUUUAUAUUAGUUUUGGAUUCGAUGAAAACGGUUCGGCAGGAAUGGUCUUCUCAAUUCUUCUUAUCGCCAUAGUUUCCAUUUUCAUAUAA